Molecule: messenger RNA, 2541 nt
Organism: Pediculus humanus corporis (human body louse)
Lineage: Eukaryota; Metazoa; Arthropoda; Insecta; Psocodea; Pediculidae
Product: RNA binding motif protein, putative
Exons: 9
Coding region: 1-2541 (846 amino acids)
Molecular function (GO): RNA binding
Source: RefSeq, a predicted model, not a curated record
AUGUCGAGAUUGAUUGUAAAAAAUUUACCUGGUUUGAUAACCAAAGAAAAAUUACAUCAAAUAUUUAGUGAGCAAGGAGUUGUGACAGAUGUACAACUAAAGUAUACAAAAGAAGGAAAAUUUAGAAAAUUUGCAUUUAUUGGUUUUCAAAAGCCAGAAUAUGCGGAAAAAGCAAAAGCUGCACUUAAUAAGACAUUUAUUAACAUGUCUAAAAUUCAAGUGGAGACUUGUGCUGAAUUAGGAGAUCCUAAUAAACCAAGGCCGUGGAGUAAAUAUGCUCCUGAGAAUGUUGCUAAAAAGAAAAAAAAACAAACACAGAUUAAUCAUAAUGAAUCGAAAAAAAAAUUAAAAAUGAAUGAAAAAGAAAAAAUUAAAGAUAAAGAGGUUAAAGAAUUAUUAAAAAAUCAUGAAAAUGAUGAUUUAUUUUCUGAAUUCAUGAAAAUCCAUGUUCCAGAUCUUUCUAUAAAUUCUGAUAAAAAAUUAGAAAAUGUAGAAGAAGAAAUAAAAAAUACAAACAAGAAUGAAAAUGAGGACAGUGAAAACAACAAAGAAGAAACAAAUGUUUUAGCCAACCAAGAUAUUCCUGAUUCAGAAUAUAUAAAAUUAAAAACAGGUCAAAACAUUUUAAUAAAAACAGAAUCGAAAAGUUCUGUCAAAUUAAAAAAAAAUGGUAAAGAAGCUUUAAAUAUUGAACUUUUUACAAUUAAGCUCAGAGGUCUACCAUUAGAAAUAAAAAAAAGUCAAAUUAAAGAGUUUUUAAAACCUAACAAACCUUUUUCUAUUCGAAAAGCAUUAAGGAUGAGAGGAACUGUUUUUUGCGGAUUUAAAACUGAAAAAGAAAUGAAGCAAGCUUUGAGAAAAAAUAAAAGUUUUUUAGGUGGAAAAAGAAUUUAUGUUAGUGAAGUAAGGAAAGACAAUAUGGCUGAGGUUAAUGAAAAAGAAAAAAAGUGGGAAGCCGAAAAUGAAAGAUUAAAAAAAUCGGAAACUGUUGCCGAAUCUGGUAGAAUUUUUAUUCGUAAUUUACCAUAUACAGUUACUGAAAAUGAAUUGAAGGAAGUGUUUGAAAAAUAUGGUCCUGUCAUUGAGUUUAUAUUGCCUAUUGAUUCAUUCACAAGAAAACCGAAAGGAUUUGGUAUUGUAACUUAUCUCAUCCCAGAACAUGCUUGCAAAGCUUAUAAUGAAUUAGAUGGCACGAUUUUCUCAGGGAGAAUGCUUCAUCUUCUUCCAGCCCUUCCUAAUAAUGAAUUUUCAGAAGAGGAUUUGAAUGAGGACUCGUUUAAGAAAAAAAAAAUGAAAAAAGAACAAUCAAAAAUUAAUUCGACAGCGAAUUGGAAUACUUUUUUUAUUGGAGAAAAUGCUUUGGCAGAAGUCGUUGCUGCCACAUAUAAAACAUCUAAAGAAAGCGUUCUUGAUGAUAAGAAAAGUGGAGCAGCUGUGCGACUUGCAUUAGGAGAAACGCAAUUCGUUAAUAAAAUGAAAGAGUUUUUGGAAGAAAACAAUGUUUGUUUGGACUCAUUUGAAAACAUGUCCGUUUCACCCCGAUCGAACACUGUCAUCCUCGUUAAAAAUUUACCCUUCGGCACUACGUCGGAAGAAAUAAGUGAAAAAUUUAGAAAAUUCGGAUUGUUAAGUAGAGUUGUGGUACCUCCGUCCGGCGUGGCAGCUCUCGUUGAAUUUGCUGAGCCGUCAGAAGCGAGAAUAGCUUUUCGUCGUCUUUCUUAUUCGAAAUUUAAACACGUUCCUCUCUAUUUAGAAUGGGCUCCGGAAAAAGUUUUUUCGACCGAAGCCAAACCCGUGGAAAAAAUUGAAAAAACCUGUAAUGAAAAUUUGGAAAGUGAAAAAUCAACUAAUCAAAAUCAAAGUGCAGAAAACGAGACUCAGAAAACUACAGGUACAAUUGAAGAACAACGCGUUCCUGAGGAAGGUACGGUCAUUUUUGUUAAAAACCUGAAUUUUGCCACCAAUGAAUCAUCACUGCGAAAGCAUUUCGAAGCUUGCGGUACCGUUUUGUCGGUAACCAUAGCACGGAAAAAAGAUCCAAAAGAACCGGGUAAAAGUCUUUCGAUGGGUUAUGGCUUUGUAGAGUUUUCCCUUAAAGAAGAAGCAGACAAAGCAUUGAAAACUUUACAAUUUACAAAUUUAGACGAUCAUAAAAUUGAAUUAAAAAGAUCUAACAGAACUACAUCUGUUGCAAAUACAAAUUCGAGGAACACUUAUAAAAAAUGCGAAAAACCGAGUUCGAAAAUAUUAGUAAGAAAUGUACCGUUUCAAGCAACGAAACGUGAAAUCGGUGAUUUAUUUAAAGUUUUCGGUGAAAUAAAAGCUAUCAGGUUACCAAAAAAAUUAGUAGGUUCUGGUUCACAUCGUGGAUUUUGUUUUGUCGAAUACAAUACCGUUCAAGAUGCUAAGAGAGCUUUUAAUUCUCUUUCUCAAAGCACUCAUUUAUACGGUAGACGUUUGGUUCUUGAAUGGGCAGCCGUGGACGAUGACAUUGAAAAUCUUAGAAUAAAAACUGCCGAACAAUUUAAUGCAGGUUUGUAA